AUCGUAGUUAUGGCACGAACUAAGCAGACCGCUCGUAAGUCCACUGGUGGCAAAGCGCCGAGGAAGCAGCUCGCUACUAAAGCUGCCCGUAAGAGCGCCCCAGCCACCGGCGGCGUUAAGAAGCCUCAUCGUUACAGGCCCGGUACCGUGGCGCUGAGAGAAAUCCGCCGCUAUCAGAAGUCCACCGAACUGCUGAUUCGUAAGCUGCCUUUCCAGCGUCUUGUGAGAGAAAUCGCUCAGGACUUCAAGACUGAUCUGCGCUUCCAGAGCUCCGCCGUCAUGGCCCUGCAGGAGUCUAGCGAGGCUUAUUUGGUCGGUCUUUUUGAGGACACAAAUCUGUGUGCCAUCCACGCCAUGUCUGGAAGAGGUAAAGGAGGAAAGGGUCUCGGCAAAGGAGGCGCUAAGCGUCAUCGCAAAGUUCUGCGCGAUAACAUUCAGGGAAUCACCAAGCCCGCCAUCCGUCGUCUCGCUCGUCGUGGUGGUGUGAAGCGCAUUUCCGGUCUGAUCUACGAAGAGACUCGCGGUGUUCUGAAGGUGUUUCUGGAGAAUGUUAUUCGUGACGCCGUCACCUACACUGAACACGCCAAGAGAAAGACCGUCACUGCCAUGGACGUUGUUUAUGCCCUGAAACGACAAGGACGCACUCUGUACGGCUUCGGAGGUUAAAUUUCGGGAGUGAAAAGAUCAAAAACCCAACGGCUCUUUUAAGAGCCACCCACCUUCUCACGGAAAGAGUAAAAAUAAAAACAAAUCAUUU
Molecule: messenger RNA, 757 nt
Organism: Triplophysa rosa
Lineage: Eukaryota; Metazoa; Chordata; Actinopteri; Cypriniformes; Nemacheilidae
Product: histone H3-like
Exons: 2
Coding region: 10-666 (218 amino acids)
Cellular component (GO): nucleosome
Molecular function (GO): protein heterodimerization activity; structural constituent of chromatin; DNA binding
Source: RefSeq, a predicted model, not a curated record